GGGGAGAAAGGGAACCUGAAUUCAGCCUGCGUUUUUCAGCAUUUAUAAUCAUCCAACAAGCCCUGGCAUAAACACCUCCUCUCUCCUUGCUGUCGCCAGUCUCGUCAGUUUGGCUCCUGUUGCCUUGGAAGUUCUUUUAUUUUUUUUAAAUCCAUUUUUGCAUCAAAGGAAGAGGGUGGGCACGAGCUUGCCUUAAUAAAGAUAAUGCCAGGCUUUACGAAAUCGGGAGGUGAAAUGCAAUAACUUUGCCAAAAUGAUUUCUCUACAUGGCUCGGAGAUCCUGGAGGAGCAGAUGGUGGAGUUAGCAGAGCCCAGUGAGAUUCAGAAGACACACGCUUACCUGCCUGCUCAGGAGACAGAAAUUGGCUGUUCCCUCAGAGAAGCUGAAAAGAAGCCUGUGCAGCAGCCGCGAGAGCCUUGAGAACUCUUUUGGCGUGAGGAGGCGAUGGCUGCUGGAGGGAGGUGAACACACCGAGCGAUGGCUUCCGCCCGGGGCAGGAUGUGCCACUAGACCGCCAUGGACACCGCCCCCGGCGCAGGCCUGCAGCUGCAGCAGCUUCCGCCCGCCAGCAGCGCCACCUCCGUGAGCGUGAGCGAGGGCUCCUUCUCCUAUAAGGAAAACCUGAUUGGCGCCCUCUUGGCGAUUUUUGGACACCUUGUGGUCAGCAUUGCACUUAACCUCCAGAAGUACUGCCACAUCCGCCUGGCUGGCUCCAAGGACGCCCGGGCCUAUUUCAAGACCAAGACAUGGUGGCUGGGCCUGUUCCUGAUGCUGCUGGGAGAGCUGGGGGUGUUCGCCUCCUACGCCUUCGCCCCACUGUCGCUGAUUGUGCCCCUCAGCGCAGUCUCAGUGAUAGCUAGCGCCAUCAUAGGAAUCAUAUUCAUCAAAGAAAAAUGGAAACCGAAAGACUUUCUGAGACGCUACAUCUUGUCUUUCAUUGGCUGUGGUUUGGCUAUCGUGGGCACCUACCUGCUGGUGACAUUCGCACCCAACAGUCACGAGAAGAUGACGGGUGAGAACAUCACCAGGCACCUCGUGAGCUGGCCUUUUCUCCUGUACAUGCUGGUGGAGAUCGUCCUCUUCUGCUUGCUGCUGUAUUUCUACAAGGAGAAGAACGCCACCAACAUCAUCGUCAUUCUCCUCUUGGUGGCCUUGCUCGGCUCCAUGACAGUGGUGACGGUCAAGGCCGUGGCUGGGAUGCUGGUCCUGUCCAUCCAAGGGAACCUGCAGCUCGACUACCCCAUCUUCUACGUGAUGUUCGUGUGCAUGGUAGCCACCGCCGUCUACCAGGCUGCGUUUUUAAGUCAAGCUUCACAGAUCUAUGACUCCUCACUGAUCGCCAGUGUGGGCUACAUUCUGUCCACCACUGUGGCCAUCACAGCAGGUGCGGUAUUUUACCUAGACUUCGUCGGGGAGGACGCGCUGCACAUCUGCAUGUUUGCACUGGGGUGCCUCAUCGCCUUCUUGGGUGUCUUCUUAAUCACGCGGAACAGGAAGAAGGCCAUUCCAUUUGAGCCCUACAUCUCCAUGGAUGCCAUGCCAGGGAUGCAAAACAUGCACGACAAAGGCAUGACAGUCCAGCCUGACCUCAAAGCUUCUUUUUCCUACGGAGCCCUGGAAAACAACGACAACAUAUCUGAGAUCUAUGCCCCUGCCACGCUGCCAGUCAUGCAAGAAGAGCACAGCUCCAGAGGCACCCCAGGGGUUCCCUACCGCGUCCUGGAGCACAGCAAGAAAGAAUGAGCCACCUCCGAGUGACUGGCUUCUUCCGCACUGUUCAGAUCAGGCUGAUGGUGGCUCUGACCUUUCACUCCACAACUCGCCUUCCCGUCUUGUUUUUCAGACUGCAAGCUGUAUGGAAGCGGACCUUGGAAAGCCUUGGUCUCUGGAAGACCACCACAUUCCCUGGGUCUUGGAAAUUUCAGAUAUAGACAGGGGCAGGGUUUGGGUGAAAGCAGAAUUCCAGGUGGGCUUGGCCUUGAGAGAUUGGAGGCCUUUUCACCUCCUUGGAGACGGUCCCUGGGCCUCACCAGCCAGGGGCCAAAGCCAACGCCACAUGCUCAGAGUGAAAGCAAGACAGGUUCCACCUGACUUCAGUCUGGAGUCAGCGAACGCUGGCCUCCCUCCCCCUCGCACACAGGCCUUGUCCCUGCCGCCUCACUUGGGAAUCCCUGUUUUUGACAAUAUCCAUGUCCCCCUUUUACACAGCACAGUGGGCCAGCCCCUAACACGCAGUCAUUGGCAUCUUGGCAGUGCCCCUCUGCCUUCAUCCGUGCCCCUCCAAUGAAGGUGGAUGGUGUGUCCUUUUGUAUUUGGUUUGGUUUGGUUUGGUUUCAUUUGGUUUUUGAGACAAGGUCUUACUAUUUCGUUCAGACCCUCCUUGAACUACUGUAAUUUUGGACCAUCUCUGAAAACAAACCUGGUUUUAGUUCUCUGGGAACGACCUGACCCCCCGCCCCCCAAGGACCUGGGAAGUUAACAGAAGAAAGAGAAAAAAUAAGAGGGAUGGGAGCCAGGGUGAUGAUCCUCGAGCCCAUCCAGGAAGAAAAGUCCUUCUUCAUCUUCCUGUCCGUCCUUGUAAAUCAGAGUCAGGAAAUCUGGCUGCUUGAUGGGUUCCUUUUUUUCUGCACACAGGCACCCUCUGGGAAGAUUGAGGGGCUCACUUUAAAACCAGCCUCUCCUUCCCUUCCAUCCCUCCUUUAGAGACCCACAAAUCAUGGCGGAGCUGCUGGUUCCCUUCCCUGCAGUCGGAGACCAUGUGGGUCGUUGGCUGUGAGCACUUCGAUGCAGCGAGGCCUGCACACGUGACCCUUCCCCUAGGCCAGUGAUGGCGAACCUAUGGCACGCGUGCCACAGCUGGCCUUUUAUAUCACUGAAAGCUCUAAAAGGUUCACCAUCGCUGCCCUAGGCCGUCCAUUUCUGAGAAUGGCAGGAAAGGUUUGCAAACUUUAAUAAGCAAGAGGAUCCCCUAGGAGUUUAUUUAAAAUACAGAUUCUUAUGCCUCCACUGUGGCGACUCAGGGUACGUUAGACUGGGAUAGAACCUAAGCAUCUGCAUUUUUAACUGGCUCCACCAGGGAUUCUAGCACUAAUAACCCCUCAAACGCCUGCUUGUGGGAAGACGGCCACCAAGGUCCGUAAGGUCCAUGUCCCCCUAUCAGAAAGUUAGAAUUAUAUUCCAUUUCCUCUUGGGAUUCUCUGGCAGGUGAAACACCCCUGCAGGAUCUGUGGCAUUUCUUCAUCUAAUAAAUACCACUUAGAAGUAGCUUACCACCUCACUAGACAGCCUUUAACUAAUAGGCAAGAUACAGUGUUAACAGACAGUGUUAUCUAGCACUUUCCUUACAGGCUACGCACAGUACCGAUUCAGGACCCUGACUCCCAAAGCUCUGCCGUCUAUUACCUGUGAUAAGCACGUCAUAUUAUGUCUUAGCCACUUCUGCAUUGUGUCUUACAUGCCCAAGAAGGCAACAGACAAGAAGCUUUACCCCUUAGGUUGAGUAUCUACUCAGUUCAACAAUAUUUCUGAGACAUUUACUGUGUGUUAAGCACUUAGAGGGCAAAAGCUACAAGCAUUUCAGUUCCUGCUGCCCAGGCCAGUGGUGGGGGACACAGAUGCAGAUAUCUCUGGCAAGGUGGGUGGUGACAGGAAGUGACAGUCAGUGGCCCUGAGCCCAAAGGGUGUUCAGAAUUGGAGAUAGUUUGUGCUCCCCUGACACAUGGUGGCAAAGCCAGCUAUGAUUUGCACAAAGCAUAGGCAGGGAUAAUCCCUGCUCCAGGCAAAGGGGCCAGCACCUCCAAAGACACAGAGAUUAGGAGAUGGGCUGUCCAGGGAAGAAGAGCCAGGGGAGAUGGAGAUGAGCCUCAAAAGAUGAGCAGUGGAGGCUGAACCCUGCAGUGUUUGAAUGCCUGGCAGAGGACGUGUGAGCCUUCGGUGGUUCCUGAGGAGGAGAAUGACAGGAUCCCCGGUGAUUGGAAAGACUGUGCUCACUGCGGAGGAAGAAACGGAGAGGUAAAUAAGCCACGUGUCAAGGUGGAGGUCUGAGCCUGAAAGAACAAAACACAAAGUGGAAAUUAAAAUCAGGUUUCACCGCUGUUUGGACAUUCCUCAUUUCCCAAGUAGGGUUCGGGGUAGCGUGGACAUGACGGUGACAGAAAGUACUUAAACAUGUUAAAGCCAGGGGAUCAGUAGGAAUUUGGGGUGAUACUUGUGUGCUUCCAACCUUCCUUGAACCCCCUUCCUGUUUUGUUAUGGGCAUUGAGCCUUGGGCCAGCCAGCUUUCUGGAGAUGAAUGGACACACAUGUGCUAUGACUUUAGAUCAGCUCCAGAUCAAGGGGACAGUGCCCGCCAGGAACUUCCCUGGGGCCUGGGAACUUCCCCGGACCCUUGGGGCAAUGGCAUCACCCCUGAAAGCUGACCCACACAGGCUGAGCAGAAAGCAAUCCAGUGGUUUCCUGAGUGCAGGCCAGAGCUUGGCCACGUGGGCAUUCAGCAAGCACAGUGCUGGCAGAGCUGCUGUCCCCAGAGUUCUGAAGUGUCUGGGGCUCACCGGUCACUGGUUCUGUCCCCAGGUAAAGUCCCCGGAUGCACUGAUGGCAUUACUCAUUGGCUGUAUACACAACCUGAGGCUUUAUUUUCUCGUGGGGCUCCAGCAUCCCCACACCUGCCUGAUUUCUGCAAGACUCCAUCACCUCCCCGGGUAGGAAGCCGGAUGCCCAAAACACGGCCAUCCACGGCUGUUCUCUGGUCUUCCCUGCCCACCUGCACUUCACCACUUUAUUCUGCAGGCUGGGGCUCUGAACGCUCUGCAUAGACUGGUGCCUUUGAAGACGGGAGCCCCUCACCCCCUCCCAGCCUGGGGCAGGUCUGCUGACGCCCUCACUCUCAGCUUUAGGUGACGGAGGCUUGCAGGGUGGAGUUGAAUGCUAGGGAGGGAAGGGAGGACUGACAUCUCCUUUGCGUUUCUAGUGGCAGCCAGUCAUCUGGUGGCACCUUGUGGACACAGGAGUCAUCUGAGUGACAUUAGGGAACCCGCCUUGCAGACUGCUGGAUUUCUGGUCCAAAACUGGCCCAUGGGCAAAAAGUUGUUUGUGUGUUUCUCGGAGAAGCUAUGUAAAUGAAGUCACUGUAGAAUAUAUUCUAUGUGGAUGCUUAUAUUUUGUUAACUUCAUGGCUAAUAUGGCAUGUCUUAUUUUUCAUAACACAUGUACUAGGUGCAAAUAACAUUAUGAAGUGUAUUUAAUUAAAAAAUCCAUGCAGUA
Molecule: messenger RNA, 5263 nt
Organism: Cavia porcellus (domestic guinea pig)
Lineage: Eukaryota; Metazoa; Chordata; Mammalia; Rodentia; Caviidae
Gene: Nipal3
Product: NIPA like domain containing 3
Exons: 12
Coding region: 518-1744 (408 amino acids)
Biological process (GO): magnesium ion transport
Cellular component (GO): membrane
Molecular function (GO): magnesium ion transmembrane transporter activity
Source: RefSeq, a predicted model, not a curated record